AUGCAUAUAUAAAAGCUUAAAAACACCCAUUUCUACUUGGCUGGCUCCUUUGUGUUUAUCUCCACUGAAUUCUGAAGCAGAGCUUCAUAACUCAAUCAAAAACAUCUCCUCGUUAAGGAGAUCCGUACAGAAAACCAUGGUUGACAUACUCACUUCCUUGAGGUCUCUCAUGGCUUCUCACUCUCCCGCUCUCGAUGCCUUAGUUGUUCCCUCUGAGGAUUAUCAUCAGAGCGAGUACGUGUCUGCGCGGGACGAGCGGCGGGAAUUUGUUUCUGGAUUCUCUGGAAGCGCAGGUUUGGCGCUUAUUACAAUGAAUGAAGCGUGGCUAUGGACGGAUGGAAGAUAUUUCUUGCAGGCAACACGACAACUCAGUGAUCAGUGGACACUCAUGCGUAUAGGAGAAGACCCUCCAGUGGAUACAUGGAUGGCUGAUAAUCUACCGGCGCAUGCGGCUGUUGGUAUUGAUCCAUGGUGCAUAUCAGUAGAUACUGCACAAAGAUGGGAGUGUGCUUUUGCUGAAAAGCAGCAGAAGCUGAUUCAAACUACAACCAAUUUGGUAGAUGAGGUCUGGAAAAAUCGACCCCCAGCAGAAACAAAUCCGAUUAUUAUCCAUCCAUUGGAAUAUACAGGUCGUUCAGUUGCAGACAAGUUGAUGGAUCUGAGAGAAAAGUUCAAACAUGAGAAAGCUCGUGGUAUGAUCAUUACAACACUUGAUGAGGUUGCUUGGUUGUAUAAUAUUCGUGGAAAUGAUGUAUCCUAUUGUCCGGUUGUUCAUGCGUUUGCUAUAGUAACAUCCAACUCAGCCUUCCUUUAUGUGGACAAAAGGAAGGUCUCUGCUGAGGUAAACUCUUAUAUCGAGGAGAAUGGAAUUGAAGUUCGGGAGUACACUGCAGUGAGCUCAGAUGUGCUCUUGCUUGCAUCUAAUCAGCUUGACUCAACAUCUGUAGUCAAAGGAGCUCAUUCUGAGUUAAUAAAGGACGUAAAAAUCGAUUCUAAUCAGAUUGGCAUUGUAGGACAUGAUAAAGCUGAAUCAGAAGGCAAUAAAGCUGAGCUAAUAUGGGUUGACCCUGGUUCAUGCUGCUAUGCUUUAUAUUCAAAGUUGAAUUCUAAGGAAGUGCUCCUGAAGCAAUCACCUCUGGCCCUUGCAAAAGCUUUAAAGAACCCUGUUGAGUUGGAGGGCUUGAAAAAGGCACACAUUCGUGAUGGUGCAGCUGUUGUGCAAUAUCUUGUCUGGUUGGAUAAGCAGAUGCAGGAGAUUUAUGGGGCCUCUGGUUACUUCUUGGAGUUGGAGAGUGCAAACAAGAAAAAGGACUUGGAAACUAAAAAGCUGACAGAGGUGACUGUAAGUGAUAAGCUGGAAGGUUUUCGAGCAUCAAAAGAGCAUUUUAGAGGGUUAAGUUUCCCUACAAUUUCAUCAGUGGGUCCAAAUGGUGCUAUCAUCCACUAUUCUCCAAAGGCUGAAACGUGUGCUGAGCUUGAUCCAAAUAGCAUCUAUCUUUUUGAUUCAGGAGCUCAGUAUCUGGAUGGAACAACUGAUAUAACUCGCACAGUCCAUUUUGGAAAAGCAUCAGCACAUGAGAAAGCAUGCUAUACUGCGGUUCUUAAGGGUCACAUUGCCCUCGGUAAUGCCCGGUUUCCCAAUGGGACUAAUGGUCAUGUCCUUGACAUCCUUGCUCGAAUCCCUUUGUGGAAGGAUGGUCUUGAUUAUAGGCAUGGUACUGGUCAUGGAAUUGGGUCAUAUCUAAAUGUUCACGAAGGGCCCCAUUUGAUUAGUUUCAGGCCACAGGCUCGUAAUGUGCCGCUACAAGCUUCCAUGACUGUAACAGAUGAACCUGGAUACUAUGAAGAUGGGAACUUUGGUAUAAGAUUGGAGAAUGUGCUUAUUGUUAAGGAAGGAAAUACAAAAUUCAAUUUUGGUGACAAAGGCUACUUAUCAUUUGAGCACAUAACAUGGACUUUGGAUAUGAAUUCCAGCAUGAAAGAACUCAAAACGAGUCCAAGCACCGUAUCAGACAAAGUUAAUUGAUGUGAGCCUCCUAAUGCCCGAUGAGAUUGAUUGGCUGGACACCUAUCAUUCAAGAUGUAGGGACGUUCUGGCUCCAUAUUUGGAUGAAUCUGAGAAGGCGUGGCUGAAGAAAGCUACUGAACCCAUAGGUGUGUGACAUCUUUGCUUCGAGUAGCAGAAAUCCCUUCCUUCUUUGCCCCUUCUCUCUGUGCAAAGGAAAAAUAAAGAGAAGAAAGACUGAUACUUCAGCUUGUUAUUUGCGGAUUGAACUUCAUGUGCAUAUUGCUAUGUUAGUUUUACAAGUGCCAUUAAUUGUAUCUAUGAAUUAUGUAUUAGUACAUAUGCCUGAGUUCUGCAAGUUACUCAUUUUAUUUAUGUCAUAUGUUCUGAUCUUGCAAA
Molecule: messenger RNA, 2404 nt
Organism: Hevea brasiliensis (rubber tree)
Lineage: Eukaryota; Viridiplantae; Streptophyta; Magnoliopsida; Malpighiales; Euphorbiaceae
Product: aminopeptidase P1
Exons: 17
Coding region: 137-2026 (629 amino acids)
Molecular function (GO): metalloaminopeptidase activity
Source: RefSeq, a predicted model, not a curated record